AUGGCAGCCUUGGCAAAAAAGAAUAAGAAGGGAAAGACUAUCUCUCUAACAGACUUUCUGGCUGAGGAUGGAGGGACUGGUGGAGGAACCACCUAUGUCCCCAAACCAGUAAGCUGGGCUGAUGAAACAGAUGACCUGGAAGGAGAUGUUUCAACCACUUGGCACAGUAAUGACGACAAUGUGUAUAGGGCACCUCCAAUUGACCGAUCCAUCCUUCCCACUCCUCCACGGUCUGCUCAGGAACCCAAUAUCAACCGGAGCCGUCUACCCAAAUCUCCACCCUACACUGCUUUCCUAGGAAACCUGCCCUAUGACGUAACGGAAGACUCUAUUAAGGAAUUCUUUAGAGGAUUAAAUAUCAGUGCAGUGCGUUUGCCACGUGAACCUAGCAAUCCAGGGAGGUUGAAAGGUUUUGGUUAUGCUGAGUUUGAGGACCUGGAUUCCCUGCUCAGUGGCCUCAGUCUCAAUGAAGAGUCUCUAGGUAACAGGAGAAUUCGAGUGGAUGUUGCUGAUCAAGCACAGGAUAAAGACAGAGAUGAUCGUUCUUUUGGGCAAGAUAGAAAUCGAGAUUCUGACAAAACAGACACAGACUGGAGGGCCCGUUCUGCCACAGACAGCUUUGAUGACUGCCCGCCUAGAAGAGGUGAUAACAGCUUUGGAGACAAGUAUCGAGAUCGUUAUGAUUCAGACCGAUAUCGGGAUGGGUAUCGGGAUGGCCCACGCCGGGAUAUGGAUAGAUAUGGGGGCCGGGAUGGCUAUGAUGACCGAGGCAGCAGAGAUUAUGAUAGAGGCUACGAUUCCAGAAUAGGCAGUGGGAGAAGAGCCUUUGGGAGUGGGUACCGUAGAGAUGAUGACUACAGAGGAGGAGGAGACCGCUAUGACAGACGGGUCGGUCGGCCCUGGGGCUCCAGAGACGAUUACUCCCGGGACGAUUACAGGCACGAUGACAGAGGUCCCCCCCCCCCCCAAAGACCCAAACUGAACCUAAAGCCUCGGAGCACUCCUAAGGAAGAUGACUCCUCUGCUAGCACCUCCCAGUCCAGUCGAGCAGCUUCUAUCUUUGGAGGGGCAAAGCCUGUUGACACAGCGGCUAGAGAAAGAGAAGUGGAGGAACGGCUACAGAAGGAGCAGGAGAAAUUGCAGCGUCAGCUGGAUGAGCCAAAACUAGAACGAUGGCCUCCGGAGAGACACCCAAGCGGGCGAAGUGAAGAAACUCAGGAACGGGAAAGGUCAAGGACAGGAAGUGAAUCAUCACAGACGAGGACCUCAGCCCCAUCUGGCAGAAAUGCCCAAAGGAGAGAGAGUGAGAAGUCUCUAGAAAAUGAAACACUCAAUAAGGAGGAAGACUGUCACUCUCCAACUUCUAAGCCUCCCAAACCUGAUCAGCCUCUAAAGGUAAUGCCAGCCCUUCCACCUAAGGAGAAUGCAUGGGUGAAGCGAAGUUCUAACCAUCCUGCUCGAUCUCAGAGCUCAGACACAGAGCAGCAAUCCCCUACAAGUGGUGGGAGGAAAGUAGUUCCAGCUCAGCCUUCUGAGGAAGGACUGGCAAGGACAGAUGAAAAUAAAAUAGAUGGGAUGAGGGUCCAAAAAGGCCAAACUGGGAACUCCAGCCGUGGUCCAGGAGUUGGAGGGAACAAAGACGAUUGGAAGGAGUCAGAUAGGAAAGAUGGCAAAAAGGAUCAAGACUCUAGAUCUACACCUGAGCCAAAGAAACCUGAGGAAAAUCCAUCCUCCAAGUUCAGUUCUGCAAGCAAGUAUGCUGCUCUCUCCAUGAAUGGUGAAGAUGAAAAUGAAGGAGAAGACUACGCUGACUAGACCUCAACAUCCGGUGCUUUCUCCUUGUCUUUCUCCACCCUGGGAACAUUCGAGAGCAAAUCAAACCUCUAUCCAGACAAGGCAAAAUAAAACUUACCAUCUUCUGGAGACCUUUCUUAACUUUUUUUU
Molecule: messenger RNA, 1944 nt
Organism: Heterocephalus glaber (naked mole-rat)
Lineage: Eukaryota; Metazoa; Chordata; Mammalia; Rodentia; Bathyergidae
Source: RefSeq, a predicted model, not a curated record